Armigeres subalbatus is the source of this 2415-nucleotide messenger RNA. RefSeq lists its product as uncharacterized. Gene Ontology annotation, molecular function: DNA binding. The record is from RefSeq and is a predicted model, not a curated record. Bases 159 to 2345 code for a protein of 728 amino acids. The transcript is spliced from 5 exons. Gene Ontology annotation, cellular component: nucleus. Lineage: Eukaryota; Metazoa; Arthropoda; Insecta; Diptera; Culicidae.
CAUUUUUGACACCAUAAACAAAGUCUUUAGUCUGUACAAUGUGUACCUAUAAUAAUUCCUAACUUAUUGUUUUCAGUCGUAACUAUUCGUGAAAUUUGUAUAUUUUUUAAACUCAUAUUGAUUUUUUGGGACUUUCUAACUGAAAAUAAUUAUCGAGGAUGGACAACACCCCGAAAAUCCAUACGAUUAAACCGUACACGAAGUACACACUUGAUUCAUGCCUGGAAUUCAUCAAAUCCGGUCAGAUGACCUGCUACGCGGCCAGCAAGCGGUUUGGUAUUCCAAUUGGUACACUUAAAUACCGACUAAGUGGUCGGUGGAAAAAAUGCACCACAUCGGGACCUGGCACUGUUCUCUCCCCGGCGGAAGAGCAAGAUAUAGCUGACUGGCUGAUGGAUAUGCAAAGCCGAGGAUUCUUGAUGACACGAGCCGAAUGUGUAUCAAAGGUCAGCCACUAUCUGGUGUCGGCGGGGCGCGAAACGGCAUUCAAGAACGCACAACCAGGACGAAAGUGGUGCGACCUAUUCUUACAACGCAAUCCUGACUUUACACCGUCAAAGGCAGGGCUCUUGCCCAGUGCCGAAAGCAUCCGUGAUUGGUUCAGAUCAGUAGAAGAUUGGUUCACCCGGAUGGAUCUACACAAAGUGCGAGCAGAUCCAACCAGAGUUUUCAUACUAGAUGAAAUUACAUUCAUAUUACCUCUCGACUCCAAGCGGCCGACUACAACUACCGAGAAUUCUUUAGCAGACAUUGCGGUAAUGUUUACCUUCGGAGCUUCCGGGAUAACAGUCCCUCCGAAUAUUAUCAUUUCUACUGAACGUGCCGCUCCUGACUUUGGUAUGCGUAACCUCCCUGCAGGCUGGCGCAUAGAGCGAAGCAGUAAACGUUGGAUGGAAACGCAAACUUUUCGAAAUUAUAUAUUGAAUAUUUUUCAUCCAUUCCUCGUCAAACAAGGCGUUGUUUUUCCUGUUGUAUACUUUGUCGAUGGACACGCUUUGUCUCAUGUGGCAGAAGUAGAGAACUUGUGUCGUUCAUUAGGAAUAAUACUCGUAUCGUCAUACCGCUUAACAAGCACCAAAAAUGUAACACGACCUGCCAGCUUAGGCAUGGCAAAUGAACUGAGAAUGGAGUGGGAAAACUCACUGAAGACAUGGCGUCUGAAAAAUCGACAUCAAACGCAUACAUUGCAGUAUUUCGGAGCUAUUCUGAAUUCUACUGUGAAGCAAGUUAUUACGACGGGUGCAAUUCAUAAUGGCUUCAGGGCUUGCGGUCUGUUCCCCUUCGAUGUGGAAGCCGUAGACUACAGUGAUUAUCCUAUUCCUACACCGGAAGUCAUAACGCAGCUCGAUGAAUCGUCAGAAGAACCAUUCGACGUGCUAACACUAUGUGAAACGUUUAAGGAACCGGAACCGGAACCAGAACCGAUUAAGGAACAGGAACCGCAACCUCCGCAUGAUCAUGCUGUCAUUAGUAUCGAUAAAAUCUACGAGGCGUACGACUUGAUCGAUAGUAAUUUGAGAGUACGAAUUCAAGGAGACAUACGUAGUCUCACACGAGAGGAGCGAAUCAUACGAUUUUUCUAUCGCGAGUUCGUUCAACCUCAUGUCCAUCUCAACGAGAACCCACCUGAUCAGGAUGCUAUGAGUCAAACGGCGCCUAUCAUUGACGAUGUAAAAAUUGAAGAGGUGGAUAUCGUGAAAACUGAAACACCUGACUCCAUUUGCGGGGAACAAGAAUACGAUUUGCAACCUGCAUCCUCUAAUAUGAAAGAACUUGUUGAACGUCCUGCUAACGACAACGCGGUCAAAUUUUUUGGCAGCAUUGAACAGCAAAAGAAUCACGAGAGGCAACGAAACUUGGUCGAACCAAUUGAGAAACUUAAAACCCCCAGCGUACAACCAAGUCCCACAAUCCAAACUUGGUCAUGUCCACAAUGUGAUAAAUUUUACGAAAACAAGGUCGAUCUCCAUCAGCACAUCGUGAACGAUCAUGGGGAAACAAGUCACAGCUGUGAUAUCUGCGGUGCAGUUCUCAAGUCUAAAGUAACACUGUACCAACACAAACGGCUCCACAUUGUGUUGAAAAAGUGCACAUACUGUCGGAAACGGUUCGCCACCGAUAAAAAGUUUGAAAUGCAUCUUCAGUUGCACCGUUCGGAAGGGGCGGGGGCUGAUUCCGGACAAUGGAGUGAACCUGAAAGCGGUAGGACAAGUCAGGACGAAAAUGACGCAGCAGACGAGUUCAUAUUCGGCGAUAGCCCACUGGAUGCAGAUGAAACCAAUGAUACGAUGAAAUUUGAAGUUGAAUUGCUCCAAGUUAAAAAUAACCUCAACGCAAAUGUGUAAUUAAAUGUCACUAAAAAGAAUAGGUAAAAAUAAUAUUUACGUCCAAAUAGGUUGUACCUCAGAACUGAAA